Haplochromis burtoni (Burton's mouthbrooder) is the source of this 2833-nucleotide messenger RNA. It is a transcript of the gene slc22a4, whose product is annotated as solute carrier family 22 member 4. The record is from RefSeq and is a predicted model, not a curated record. The transcript is spliced from 10 exons. Lineage: Eukaryota; Metazoa; Chordata; Actinopteri; Cichliformes; Cichlidae. Gene Ontology annotation, biological process: transmembrane transport. Gene Ontology annotation, molecular function: transmembrane transporter activity. Gene Ontology annotation, cellular component: membrane. Bases 53 to 1756 code for a protein of 567 amino acids.
ACCAAUAGUGCUCAUCCGAUCUUCUGGCUAUUCAGCACUGACUCUUUUAAGUAUGAAGGAUUUUGGUGAAGUAACGAAUAUGGUAAAAAUCAGAGACUAUGACACCAUCACAGCUUUUCUUGGAUCUUGGGGACCCUUUCAGCUCAGGAUUUUUUUAGCACUGGCCAUAAGCAUUCUCCCAAAUGGAUUUAUUGGUGGCUAUAUAGUAUUCAUAGGUGCUAUUCCAUCUCACGAAUGCUAUAUUCCUGAAAACUACAACAUCAGCGAGAUGUGGAAAAACGUGACAAUCCCAUUGGAAACUGUUAGUGGCAAUGCAAAGCGGAGUUCCUGUUCAAGGCUUAACUUGGAUGUGGUCAGGAACUACUCUCAGAACAAUAUUAUCCCAAAUGUCGAUGUGAACGUUAGUGAAAUACCUUGGGAGAGUUGUAUAGAUGGGUGGUUACACAGCAAAAGCAUCUACCAGUCAACUAUUGUUACCGAGUGGGACUUGGUUUGUGAGAAUGCAUACAAACUUCCACUCACCAGCUCCAUUUAUUAUGUUGGUGUGCUACUGGGAGCGUUGAUCUCAGGUCUGGUGUCCGACAGAUACGGAAGGAGACCAAUACUCUUUAUCAUGAUGCUGCUUCAAACUGUAUCAAUCACAGCACAGAUAUUCUCCCCGAGCUGGGAGAUUUUCACCUUCAUUUUCUUUUUGGUGGGUGCUGGGGGAUUCUCCAACUACAUCAUUGCAUUUGUGCUAGGUUCAGAAAUUCUAAGCCCAAAAACCAGAGUGGCGUUUUGUUCUCUUGGAGUUUUUAUGGGCUCAGCACUGGGGUACAUGGCAAUGCCUGGAGCAGCCUACUUCCUCCGGGAAUGGCGGUUGCUGCUGAUUCCAAUGGCUGCCUGUGGAUUGAUCUACGUCCCUCUGUGGUGGAUAGUCCCAGAGUCUCCUCGCUGGCUGAUCUCUCAAGGAAGAGUAAACGAGGCUGAAGCAAUCCUGAAGCACGCUGCAAAGCUGAACAAAGUAGAGCCGCCACAGGCAAUUUUUACACAAGCUGAGAUUGAAGAUGCACUCACAAUGAAGGAGGAGAAGCAAAACAUUUUGGUCAUUGUGAAAAGCUGCAAUAUAUUCUCUAUUACACUGAUAUGUUCACUUCUGUGGAUCAUCAUCACCAUCAGCUACUAUGCUUUAGUCCUCAACACUUCCAACCUGAACGGUGACCCUUACAUAAACAGCUUCUUGUCUGCUGUCGUAGAAGUUCCAGCUUACAUAAUUGCCUUGGUACUGCUUAAGUACUGCUCCAGGCGCUUCUGCCAGUCUUCCACGCUCUUUCUCGGAGGUGUCAUGAUCCUCUGUGUCCACCUCAUUCCAAUAGGUUUACCAGGUGUGGCUGUUUUUCUUGAGAUGUUGGGAAAGUUUGGCAUCACAUCAGCAUUCUGUGUGGUGUAUGCUGUCACAUCAGAGCUGUUCCCCACAGUUAUCAGAAACACAGCAAUGGGGAUUUGCUCCAUGGCUGCACGGAUUGGGACCAUCAUCUCCCCAUUUAUUAUUUACUUAGGACAAGAAUUCAAGGCACUCCCCUACAUACUAAUGGGAGUUCUAGCAAUAUGUGGUGCUGUCUUAUGUUUGUUGUUGCCUGAAACAAAUGGAAAAAUCUUGCCAGAGACUAUAUCACAAAUGCCACAGAUAUGCAGCAGGAGAAAAGGAGAAAAGGAAAAGGAGGCUGAAAAUGAAGCGACUCCAUCUGUUUGCCAGCUCAAAGAAUCUAAAUUAUAGUUUGGCUUCUCUAUGUUUUUAUUUUUUGGUUUGUUUGUUGUUUUUUGUUUUUCAGAUAUUCAAUUGCUGCAGAACAUCAUGAAGCAGCAUGACGUUCUGCAGUUAAACAGCAUGUUAUACAUUUUAAACCUUCUUUUCAGUAUUUUUGUCUUUUAUGUCUUUUAUUUUGAACUAUUUUGUAACGGUACUGUAUUUGUUUGUUUAGCUUACUUGUGUUAUUGUGAUGUUUCUUGUCAUCAGCAGAUGUAGCCACCUCUAGAAAUUUAGGAAAUUUGCUGGUGUGGAGCAUUCAGAUAUGUCUCCAUCCUGAGUCCCAAUGGACUUCAAAUACAUCUCUCACCACCUGCAACAGGCAGCGUGCAGAAUAUGCAGCACAAUGCACACUUCUCCAAAAUCCUCUGUCUAUGUGGCAAAUAAUGGUAACGUGUUAUUACAAAAUAAAUAGUUUAGAAUUAAAAUACAUUUCCUGGCGGUGUGGUUUCUACAGUUACACACAUUUUUGACAUAAAAGAACUCCCCACCUUCUUCAGAUAUCAGUGGUGUUGCGUGUUAGGAGUGUCAGUAUGGGGACAGCCAAGCCUGAGCCAAAGGUUCAAUCUCUUUAUUUGUCCUGGAAACAAGUCAACUGAUACAGAAAAAAUGAUUUAGUAUACAUAUAUAAAGCCCUUAGAAUCAUCACUGCAUUACUCCCUCAUGUGGAGGCCCAGGAGAAAGCUUCUUCUAUUUAGUAACACAUCAAAAGAAUGAAGGUGUUGCAAUUACAGGGUCAAUGUCCAGACCUCGACCUGAUUAAAAUGGUGUUUCUGGAUCUCAGGGACAGCUCUGCAUAGAUGAAUGUGCACAAACCUUAUUUAAAGCAAUGCUUAAAUGCAAUGUAGUAUUGCUGACAGAUAACACUAUUCACCUACUGAAAUUCUUCCAGCUGCUUCUAUCCUUUGAGUUGCCUGAUUUUAAUCACUCUAAAAUGUCUUUUGCCAUGGCUUAAAUCCUCCUACUGUACAACUGACUGCUCUGGUGGGUAAAACAUUACUUAAGGUGCUGUUGUGGUGCACUGCAAUCAUCGAGUCCAUCCUCACC